Molecule: messenger RNA, 1500 nt
Organism: Effrenium voratum
Lineage: Eukaryota; Dinophyceae; Suessiales; Symbiodiniaceae
Source: the annotation of a GenBank genome assembly
AUGGGCUGGCAGAGCCUAAGUCCAAGAGACGAGCUUGAAGACAGCGACCCCAUUGCCUGGCAGAGCCUGAUGGAGCACGAAAUGAUCUUCCGCUUCUUUGACACCGAUGGGAGUGGCUCCAUCUCCCUCUCGGAGUUCUAUGCCGUCAUCGAGGCGAUGGCGCCGGUGCGGUGUCUGGCGGACCUCAGAUGCAGGUGGAUCGCUUUGGGCGUGGCGCCUUGCAGAGCCAUGGAGCAGAUGGCGCCCCGCUCGAGCUGGGCCGGGCGCCGGUACAACUGCCAGACCUUUGGGCAGCUGCUGCCCGCGCCCGAGCUCGCGUCCGCCCGCAACGGCCAAACGGGCUGGGUGCAUUUCUGGCACGGGGCCUCGGGGCGCUAUGCCGUGAGCCUGGAUGGCUCCAAGGAGAUGGUGAGGAUCAAGCCGCGGAACCUGCUGAAGCGGCCAGCGGCAGUGAGGCCAAAGGCGCCUCACCGCUGGACGGGGGCCUCCCUGGAUCUCUGCUACGAGUUCCUGCUCUGCGCCAGGCACAGCCUGCUGGGCUGGGCGCCCCUGGCGCUGAUCUGCGAGUUCCUGCGGGUGCCUUGCCGGGGCCUGGCGCCCAUGGGCCACGAGUGCUCCCCCAAGGGCGGGCACCCUUUGGCCAGUUUGGUGCGGCUUUGGCACGCGAUGGGGGCAGAGAAGGCCAUCCAGGAGAUGGACUCCGAGGUGGCUCGUGAGCUUCUCAAAGUCUUCCACGAUUUGGACAUCUUCGAUGAGCGGCACGUGGUGAGUCUUGAGGGCUUGUUGCGGGAACUGCGGGCCACGGGCGCCGUCCAAAACGUGGAGGAGGGCGCCUAUGCGGAUUUCGCCUGCCUCCAGCUGGAGAUGUGCCUAGUGCUGGGGGAGCGGGCUCAGGAGCACCAGGUCCUGUCCGCGCACUCGGUGAUUUGCACCUGGACCAGCAGCUGCUGCGGCUGGAGCCGCCAGGAGCCCCUGCUGCUGACGCUGCCGGCGGAGGAGCGGCCUCUGGAGCUGCAGAUCCAGGAGGCGAUGCAGUCGGGGGGCUUCGAGAACUACCACUGCCACUUCUGCGGGCAGACGGCCACGCUCCUGCACCAGUUGAAGCUGGCAGACUGUCAGCAGCUCUGCGUGGAGAUCCGGCGCUUCGCCUUCGUUGCGGGCGCCUUGCAGAUGGUGCGCUCCCCCAUCGGCGCCUUCCCGCAGCGCCUGGCGCUGCCGCCGGAGCUCUUUGCCACGGCCAGGGCGGCGGUCUUCGAGCUGAAGGCGCUAGCACUCCACAACGAGGACCCAGAUCUUGCGGCUGUGGGCUAUAGCUCCAUCGUGCGCGCCGGUGGCCUGUGGUGGUGGCACCGCUCCACCGCGGUGGGGCGCCCGGUGACGGGUCACCCGCUGGGCUCGAGGUGGGGAGGUGCCACUCUGGCGGCCCCGAAGCAGGUGACCUGGGAGGAGAUUCAGCAGCUGCGGCACAUCGUCUACUACCUCGUCUACACGCGGGUCUGA